This is a messenger RNA of Mercenaria mercenaria, 913 nucleotides long. RefSeq names its product diphthine methyl ester synthase-like. Gene Ontology annotation, molecular function: diphthine synthase activity. The transcript is spliced from 8 exons. NCBI's taxonomy places the organism in Eukaryota, Metazoa, Mollusca, Bivalvia, Venerida, Veneridae. The coding region runs from base 55 to 912 and encodes 285 amino acids. The record is from RefSeq and is a predicted model, not a curated record. Gene Ontology annotation, biological process: protein histidyl modification to diphthamide.
UCCGUACUAGUAAUUAACCACAUGUGAAAUAAACAUUGAACAUUGUAUGUCAGUAUGUUUUAUCUAGUUGGACUUGGGCUUGGUGAUGCGAAAGACAUCACUGUCAAAGGGCUUGAAGUUGUAAAGAGUGCAAAACGUGUUUAUUUAGAAGCCUACACGUCAAUUUUGACAGUUGGCAAGGAUGCUUUGGAGAGUUUCUAUGGCAGAGAAGUUAUCCUAGCAGACAGGGACAUGGUGGAAACUGAGUCCGAUGCAUUGUUGGCCGACUCGGAAACAGAAGACAUUGUAUUUCUUGUUGUGGGUGAUCCUUUCGGAGCAACCACUCAUACAGAUUUGGUGCUACGAGCCAGACAGAAAGGUGUUCAAUACAAGGUCAUACAUAAUGCUUCCAUCAUGAAUGCCAUAGGUUGCUGUGGCCUACAGCUGUAUAACUUUGGAGAGACCGUAUCAAUUGUAUUUUGGGAUGAAUCGUGGAAACCAGACAGUUUUUAUGAUAAAAUAUGUACCAAUCUUCAGAGAGGCAUGCAUACUUUGUGUCUUCUAGAUAUCAAAGUGAAAGAACAAAGUAUAGAAAAUCUUAUGAAAGGCAGAAAAAUCUAUGAGCCACCUCGCUAUAUGUCAGUGAGUAAAGCAGCAGAACAACUGGUAGAGAUAGUAGAAAAUAAAAAAUCUGAUGGACAGACAGAUUUAUUAUUACAUGAAGACAGUAUAUGUGUUGGUGUAGCCAGAGUGGGAGCAGAAACACAGACUAUAUGUACCUCCACACUGAAGAGUAUGACUUCCUGUGACCUUGGAGAGCCAUUACAUUCAUUGGUUAUCCCAGGUCACAUGCAUCCAUUAGAACUUGAUAUGUUGAAAUUAUUUACAACUGACGGAAAUGUUUUACAAAAAUUAAAUAAAUUGUACUCUUGAA